This is a messenger RNA of Diaporthe amygdali, 1185 nucleotides long. Its product is annotated as glycoside hydrolase family 5 protein. The record is from RefSeq and is a predicted model, not a curated record. Gene Ontology annotation, biological process: glucan catabolic process. Lineage: Eukaryota; Fungi; Ascomycota; Sordariomycetes; Diaporthales; Diaporthaceae. The transcript has 5 exons. Gene Ontology annotation, molecular function: hydrolase activity, hydrolyzing O-glycosyl compounds. The coding region runs from base 1 to 1185 and encodes 394 amino acids.
AUGAAGUCGUUCCUUACCCUCGCGUCGUCCCUCGUAGGGGCACAAGCCACUAUUUAUUAUGCCGGUGUAGCUGAGUCCGGUGGUGAAUUUGGAGUCUAUGGGACGAAGGGUCAGGGUCUUCCAGGCACGUUCGGCGUGGAUUAUGCCUUUAUCAAUGAGGCGGCUAUCGACACAUACGUGGACGAGAACAAGGUCAACUUGUUCCGUGUUGCGUUUCUGCUAGAACGGAUGGCUCCAGUGGAGUAUGGCCUGGGCUCCAAGUUUAAUGAAACGCACUUCGGUUACUACAAGCAAGCUAUUGAUUAUAUCACUCUAACCAAGAAUGCCUACGCCAUCCUUGACCCGCACAACUACAUGAGAUAUAACGAUCCUAGUGCCCAGCCCUAUUCUGGCAGCGUUAUUGGAAACACGACCGACCCCAAUGCCUCUACGACCGAGGACUUCGCGGCCUUCUGGGGUGAAUUGGCCUCACGAUUUGCCAACAACUCUCGUGUCAUCUUCGGUCUGAUGAACGAGCCCCAUGACAUGCCGACGACCCUGGUUCUGCAGAAUGACCAAGCUGCUGUGGAUGCCAUCCGCAAAGCCGGGGCGACGAAUCUCAUCCUUGUACCAGGCAACGCCUGGACCGGAGGCCACUCAUGGACGCAGAACUACGGCGGCGACAACUUGCCCAGCUCCGACUACAUCUACCAGAUCAAUGACACUGCAAACAACUGGGCCGUGGAUAUCCACGAAUACCUUGAUGUCGACUUCAGCGGGAGCCAUAUCGAGUGCACGCAACCCUUCGACACUAACCUCGCCCCACUAACAGCGUGGCUGAAGGAACAUAGUCUCAAGGCCAUGAUUACGGAGUUUGGAGGCUCAAACACCACAGGUUGCGCGGACAUGCUUCAGGAUGCUCUGGCGUACAUGCAAGACAACGAGGAGUACAUCGGAUGGACGGCAUGGGCUGCGGGACCAUUCUGGGGCACCUACGCACCAUGCUGCGCAAACUCCACGCAGAUCGGUAGUCUGGAGCCUGGCAGCUUGGCUGCGGAUGGCUCACCGGGCUUGUAUGAGACUGUUUGGAAGGCUGUCAUUGAGCCUCUGCUGCCAACGACUCUGCAAACCGCCGGUGCGGCAAAUAUCAAUGGCACGGCGGGCAGUGUGAAGAGAUCGAACAGGUGGUUCAGGAAGGUCAACUAA